Molecule: messenger RNA, 2918 nt
Organism: Corylus avellana
Lineage: Eukaryota; Viridiplantae; Streptophyta; Magnoliopsida; Fagales; Betulaceae
Product: Tetratricopeptide repeat (TPR)-like superfamily protein
Biological process (GO): RNA modification
Molecular function (GO): RNA binding; protein binding
Source: RefSeq, a predicted model, not a curated record
GCUCUAGCAUUGAUUUUUUACUUGAGAGUUAUUAUAGACACACGUACGAUCUAUGCAUGCCGGUAAUCGGUAUGAGCUUAGCCUUUGGUUGUCUGAACAUUUGAAGGAAAUUUACUUGACAAUCUAGCUGCUAUGUCGUCAACAUGAAAAUUUAUGCACGGACAUCACCAGCAAUGUUCCUGCAUACCAACUGCAACCACGUUAAACAUCUACGUGUUUUGUACCCAACUGUUGAACAGGCUUCGGCAAGCCAAUUUGCGUCACUCUUGCGAGCUUGUUCUGAUGCUUCUGUUCUUCAACAAGGUAGGCAAGUUCACGCCCAGGUCAUUCUCAGAGGAAUUAGCAACGAUUGUCUUUUGGGAGGAAGGGUUUUGGGAAUGUACGUUCUUUGUGGCAGCUUUGUAGAUGCUAAGAAUACGUUCUAUAAGCUUGAACGGAGGUCUUCUUUGCCAUGGAAUUGGAUGAUUAGGGGGUUUACGAUAAUGGGUCGGUUUGAUUUUGCCAUGUUGUUUUACUUUAAGAUGUUGGGUUGUGGUACUUCUCCCGAUAAGUAUACGUUUCCUUAUGUGAUUAAGGCUUGUAAUGGUUUGAAUAAUGUUAGUCUAGUUAAGUUAGUUAACAGAACAAUUCGGUUGAUGGGCUUUGAGUUGGAUGUGUUUAUAGCUAGUUCUUUGAUCAAAUUUUAUGCAGAAAAUGAUUGUAUCAAUGAUGCGCGAUGCUUGUUUGACAAAAUGCCACAUAAAGAUUGUGUUCUAUGGAAUGUCAUGCUUAAUAGUUAUGUGAAAAAUGGAGAUCCUAGUAGUGCUCUAGAAAUAUUUUUGGAAAUGAAAAAUAGUGAAAUUAGGCCCAAUUCAGUGACACUUGCUUGUAUAUUGUCUGUUUGUGCCUCGGAAGCAAUGAUUCGUUUGGGUACCCAGCUUCAUGGACUGGUUAUUAGGUAUGGGUUGGAGUUGGACUCUCCUGUGGCUAACACAUUGUUAGCAGUGUAUUCAAAAUGUCAGUAUUUGUUUGAUGCAUGUAAGUUGUUUGAUACGAUGCCCCAAACUGAUUUAGUAAGUUGGAAUGGCAUGAUUUCUGGAUUUGUACAAAAUGGGUUUAUGGGUGAGGCUUCACAUUUAUUUCGCGAGAUGAUAUCUGUUGGUGUCAAACCAGACUCAAUCACCUUUGCAAGCUUCCUUCCGUCAGUUACUGAAUUGGCAUGUGUCAAACAAGGUAAGGAAAUUCAUGGUUAUAUGGUAAGACAUGGUGUGCCUUUGGAUCUAUUUGUGAAGAGUGCACUUAUUGAUAUAUGCUUUAAGUGCAGGGAUGUGGAGAUGGCACGCAAGAUUUUCCUCCAAAGUGACACAAUUGAUGUCAUACUGUGCACAACUAUGAUUUCAGGCUUUGUGCUUAAUGGAAUGAAUUGCGACGCUUUGGAAAUUUUCAGGUGGCUAAUCAAAGAGAAGAUGAGGCCAAAUUCUGUAACCCUGGCAAGUGUUCUGCCUGCUUGUGCUGGUUUGGCUGCUCUGAAAUUGGGGAAGGAAUUGCAUUGUAACAUCCUCAAGAAUGGGCUUGAUGAGAGGUGUCAUGUGGGAAGCGCAAUUUCGUACAUGUAUGCUAAAUGUGGACGAUUGGAUCUUGCUCAUCAUAUUUUUGGAAGGAUGUCAGAAAGGGAUACUGUUUGUUGGAACUCAAUGAUCACAAGCUGUUCCCAGAAUGGCAAGCCAGAAGAAGCCAUUGAACUUUUUCGUCAAAUGGGGAUGGAAGGAACCAGGUAUGAUUGUGUGAGCAUAUCAGCUGCACUAUCUGCAUGUGCAAACUUACCUUCACUCCGUUAUGGGAAAGAGAUCCAUGGUGUCGUGGUUAAAGGUGCAUUCAGCUCUGAUCUUUUUGCUGAGAGUGCACUGAUCGACAUGUAUGCUAAAUGUGGAAACUUGAAUUCUGCUCGCUGUGUGUUUGACAAAAUGCAAGGGAAGAAUGAAGUUUCAUGGAAUAGCAUCAUUUCUGCUUACGGGAACCAUGGUCUCCUUAAGGACUGUCUCACUCUAUUUGAUCAAAUGUUGGAAAACAGAUUUUUUCCUGAUCAUGUCACCUUUCUUGCUAUACUAUCUGCUUGUGGUCAUGCAGGUCAAGUUGACAUUGGAGCUUGCUAUUUCUGUUCCAUGACAGAGGAAUAUGGAAUACCAGCCCAGAUGGAGCAUUAUGCAUGUAUGGUAGAUUUGUUUGGGCGUGCUGGUCGGUUGAAGGAAGCAUUUGAAAUGAUAAAGAGCAUGCCAUUCACUCCUGAUGCCGGUGUUUGGGGGACAUUGCUUGGUGCCUGUCGGGUCCAUGGCAAUGUUGAACUUGCUGAAGUAGCUUCUAUACAUCUUUUUGACUUAGACCCUCAAAAUUCUGGCUACUAUGUAUUGCUUUCAAAUCUACAUGCUGAUGCUGGACAGUGGGGGAGUGUGCUCAAGAUACGCAGUUUGAUGAAAGAAAGACAAGUCCAUAAGGUUCCUGGGUACAGCUGGAUCGACAUCAACAACACCACUCAUAUUUUUGUUGCGGCAGAUGGAAGUCACCCACAGUCUGCGGAGAUCUAUUCAACACUGAAGAGUCUUCUGCUAGAGCUAAGAAAAGAGGGUUAUGUACCUCAACCUUACCUUCCAAUGCACUCACAAAGCAUGGGAAUGUGAUGACCAGGAAAAAAAAAGGAAAAAAAAAAAAAGUUGAUCAUUUUUUGUUAUCUCGGCGUCAACUGUAACAAAAAUAUAAUGACAGCAUCUUACCAUGGUAAGUGAGGUUUUCUUGAUUUCUUAAGAGUAUGCUCCUCUACCUUGUUAUUGUCAUAUUAGAAACUUAGAUUUAUUAUAUAUCUCAAAGUCUUUGUCAAUCAAUGCAGAGCACAAAAAUAUAAUUUGUUAUUACUUCUAUUAAUUUAAAUAAAUACACAUUUUAUA